Hyla sarda is the source of this 7080-nucleotide messenger RNA. It is a transcript of the gene ARMH4, whose product is annotated as armadillo like helical domain containing 4. The coding region runs from base 186 to 2213 and encodes 675 amino acids. The transcript is spliced from 8 exons. NCBI's taxonomy places the organism in Eukaryota, Metazoa, Chordata, Amphibia, Anura, Hylidae. The record is from RefSeq and is a predicted model, not a curated record.
CAGGCUGUGGCUGUAGAGCCAGGCUCAUAGAUUGAUGUGUGUGUUACCUGCCCCUCUCCGGAGAAUAGCACCAGCCUGGGCGGGUCCUUCACUGGAGACCAGAGAGGAAGAUCAAUACAACCAUCCGAUUGUUGAAAGGGCAGCCCUGGGUGCAUGGAGACAAUGCUGAUCACUGGACAUGACUGAUGCCAAUGGCUCAUUGCAAGAGCAGGCUGCCCAUGAGACUGGCUGGAUUCCUCUUUCUGGGUAUAUCAACUGUCCCAUCAACGGCCAUGAAGAAGUCACUCGUCUUCCAUAUAUGUGGGAUGCUAUGUAGUAUCCUGCUGCUAUCACCAAAUGCAACAUGCCUUUCUCUACAGAGACUGGUUAAGCGGAAUAUCCCUGAAGGCAAUGGAGGGUUUGAUGGAACAGUUAAUUCAUAUGAUGGUAAUAUUCUUCCACCCACUCCGUCUGUCUUUGAAAAAGAUACGAACAUGUCUUCUUAUGUGACCUCAUCAGACAUUGCAGUUUCCGAAAAACCUCAGAAUAACUCAAGUCUACUGAGUAACAACACUUUGGAUGAAAUGAGCCUAGACGUCAGUAAUCCUGGACUUAUUACAGAGGCAGGUCCGUCUGGACAAAGUAAGAAUGGGCUUCUCACCACAGCCGGUUCCACCACAGAUUAUGUCCCAAGUGUGGCCUCUCCAGUUGAAGCCAACAAGGAAAAUACAGAGGAAAGUCUUACCCAAACAGAAGAGAGUGAUGCUGACUUAAAUCUAAGCAAUUUGGAAAAUUCAUCUCAGAUCAGCACCUUAGAGAUGUUAACAACCAACCCAAGGACCAGCAUUGUUGAAACCAAACUUGACUAUUCUACAGUAUCUUCUCAUCUUGUUGACCAGUCAUCUACUAUGGUCAACACUGAGAUUCCUGCAGACCCGAACCUUACAACGAUAGUCAGUAAAAGUAAUGAGAAUGCAGAACUGAUGGUGUCAGAAUUAGGAGAAGACUGGGAUGAUACAAAGGGUACAACCCAGAGUCCUAAAUAUGUAGGUAGGGCUGAGCUUACAACAGCAGGUCCUGACCAUCUUGUCCAAGAAGAAGGUGCCGUGGCAGCAAUGUUUACGACAUCUCCUGGAAUAACUGUGAUGUCUGACGACAAAUCAGUCUUUAAUGUUACAGAAAAUUCACAUGUUACCGAACCAGGAGUCACCAAUUCAGUUGAAUUAACCCCAGUAAUUAAUGUUACCAUGUUCACACCCCAGACCAAUGUAGAGGUGAACCAAAGUCAAGACUUCUCUGCAGAAAAUACAGGUAUUCAGCAGCUGACCUUAGAUGUUAGUGAGAACAGCAAUGUCACGAUGACAGCUGCCAUCUAUAUGAAUGUUACAAGUCAAGAUACCACCUGGGAGCCUGAAGUGACCAAUGAAGAGAGAGUGACAGUAAUGGAUAGUGUUACUCCACACAUGGAGGAUGAAACUAAUGAUGGCCCAUCACCCACUGUUAAGACUCAGGCUAGUGAAGUCCCCAGCAGUGAUGGAUUGAAUCCAUCAUCCAAAGAAGAGGAGUUUCCAGCUACUUCUGUAUCACCAGUUGCACCAAUGGCCACCACAGAGGCUGACUCUACCACCAUCAUCAGUACAGUCACUUCUGUGUCCCAUGUGAGUGUCGACAUCCCCCCAACCAGAAGAAUCACAACCACAGCAUCCUAUGGGUUGGACAGGCUAGAAUCUGAAGACGCAGAUGAGGAGGACGACGAUGAGGAAGAUGAAGAAGACGAUGAUGAGACAGAUGAAGAUGAUGAAGAAGAGGAUGAUGAUAAUAAAGAUAAUGACUCCGUGGAUGAAAGCUCAGAGAGAGAUUUGGAUGUUCCACUCUUCACCCUCCCAGGACUGUCCUCUCAAGAACCUCUUGAAGAUGAUGCCAACAUUGCCCUGAUUGAAGGAGCUGCUUAUCCAGUCCCAGACAGCAUGGCGUGGGAACAACAAAAUCAAGGACUAGUGAGAAGUUGGAUGGAGAAGCUUAAAGAUAAGGCAGGAUACAUGUCUGGGAUGCUGGUACCUGUGGGAGUUGGUAUAGCUGGAGCACUUUUUAUCCUUGGAGUUCUGUACAGCAUAAAGAUUAUGAACCGCCGCAGGAGAAAUGGCUUCAAACGACAUAAAAGAAAGCAGAGAGAGUUUAACAGCAUGCAAGACCGCGUCAUGCUCUUGGCGGACAGUUCAGAAGAUGAAUUUUGAUUGGAAAUGCUUCAAGACACCCUGGGAUUCAAUGACAGUUUUGCGAGAAAGUGAAUACAGUUCCUGCAACAUCACUGCUAUCAGCCAGCUGUAUAACACCCCGUAGUGAUUAUCAUGCAUUGAGGUCGACAGCAUGCUGUCUUGUACAUGUUUGUUUUUAUACAACAGUGAAAUGAUACGUGUUAAUAUGCAAAGUCCUUUUAGUGUACGUGUGAUACGUUUUAUAGCAAGCUAUUUUUUGUACGUUGUAAGAAUUUGUUGUCAAAAAUGCAGGAGAUGUAAAUAGUAGGAAUGAACAAAUCUGGGCUGGUGCUACAUGGGCAGCUUUGUGAUCCCAAUGCCGACAGACCUAGUAACUAGUUGUCCUAGAUAAGGAAACAACACCACUCUUGUGUAUCGGUUGUUUCUGGUACUAGGACCAAGCUGCAGUUUCAGAUACAACCAAUGGACAGGUGUGGCACUAUGUAAGGAAUCCUGGACAACCCCUUGAAACCAUAGUGGUUUACCCUUAAUUCCAAUGGCAACAUUGGUUUGUAAUGAAAAUGAGGUAUAAGUCACUAUGGUUCAGGGUUUUCAGAACUGCUAAAACAAUGUUACAGCAAUAAAGUAGCCCAUGUUGCCCUAGCCAUAAAAAGGAAAUAAAACAUGUUGAUGAAUGUUUCAAAGAAGAUUUAUUACAGACGUAGUUACCAAAAUUUUAAAAGCCAAAAUUGGGACAGUUAAUAGGGUACUUCAGUACUUUAAAAUGUAUGCCUUACCUAUUCCUUGCCCUAGGAAAUAAGUGUCUGAUUGUGGGGUCCAACAGCUGAGACCCCUGUGACCUCCAGAAUGGGGCCCCAGCUUUCUAUGUGCAUAGAGUGGGUUCGAAUCACCCUUCAUGUACUGUCUUUGGGAGUGGCGGAGAUACAUGAGCACUGUACUUGUGUCUCUUUAGUGCUCUCAUAGACAGUGCAUGCAUAUAGGGAAUGUGUUUUAAAGUAUUUGGGUAUGCCUUUAAUCCCGACCCUAAAUCCAUCUAGAAACACCCUGUGACACCCGCUGGGAUGGUCCCUUUUGUGCCCCGGUUCACGAGACUUUAGAAACAAGACCCGGUCUGUUGGUUUUUCACAGUAUGUUUUUUUUUUUUUGCUCUACAACUGCUCUCAACAAGAUAACCUCUACUCUAAAGAACAUUCUGCCAAUAAGCUGGUUCACCUUCUUACUCCCAUCCAAGGAACAGACAUUGCUAGGUAAGGCAGCCAGUUAAAUAAAUAGGGACCAGGUAAUAUAUGACAGGGUCGAAUCUAUGGCAGAAAUUUUUCUUAGCCAGCAGUAUAGGACCUCCCUCUAUGGCAUAUGGACAGGGAUUAUCAUGGUGAGAGAAGCCCUUUGAAAAUUAAAAAGGACUCAUAUAAACUGGUGUAUGUAAUCAUGGCUUUGAGCCCCAUAGAAAUGAAUAAGGUCCGUAAAGAAAAAUGUUAGCCCCACAAUUGGGCGCCUAUAGAACUUGAUUAUAUCUGCCAUUCACUUUAAUGCAGAUGUAAUGAAAACAUAGUUGACUACAUAGUUAAAUAUAGCAAAGAUAUACAAAUGCAUACUAGCCCAGGUGUAAGCCAAAAGACACUCUUUUAGCAUACGGCUGGCUAAUGUAAGACUAUCGGUAUGUAAGAUGCAUACUACAGGAGAAUUUCUGAGUAUGUUCUCUGAAUUUUGACUACAAAUAUGGUAACCUUAGCAACUUGGGAUGUGCAAGAAAUAGUUGUGUAUAUGAAUUUAAGAACCUUUAAGGAAAGGUUUUGUAACACUUUGUAAUUAUUCAUCUACAUUAGUAGAACUGACCUAUUGUUGUGCCUUUAGUCCCCUUUACCUAUCCUAUAUGUCAGUUUCAAACAAAUCUAAUAUUUUAUCAUCUGUUUUUCCUUUUAACUGUUGAAGUGAAGGUACAAAGGUUUAUCCAGCAUAAACCAGGCAGAGAAUCUCUCCAAUUUACAGGAAUGAAAUAGUCGGAGUUAGUAGACAGUAGGCUCUUGUAUUCUUAUGUAAUAACAAUUUGUUAGAUCACUAAACUAUUUCGGAAAUUAGACUAUUGACUGUGUCUUCACCAAAAUUUGGUUAGUAAAAAAAUGGACCUGUGUUUGGGUAUAAAGCAGCCACGUGCCCACCUGUUUAAAGGGGUACUCCGCUGCUCAGCGGUCGGAACAUAGCCCCGUCCCCUCACGAUGUCACGCCCUGCCCCCUCAAUGCAAGUCUAUUGGAGGGGCGUGACGGCUGUCACCCCCCCUCCCAUAGACUUGCAUUGAGGGGGCUGGUGUGACAUCAAUGAGGGGGCGGGGCUAUGAUGUCACAAGCUCCCAGCGCCGACUCCAGCAUUCGGAACAGUUUGUUCCGAACGCUGAGCAGCAAACUACCCCUUUAAGGCCUUUUUCAUAUUGCCGUCAUGCUCCACUAUAUGGAGCUCCGUUGGCUAUUUUAUUUCUCCGCUAGACUCCAGUAAACUACCAGAUCCCAGAUGGACCCCAUUCAAGUCAGUGGGAUACUUUAGGACCUGGUGGGGACCCGGUGGAGUCAGUUGUGCUCCAACCCAUUGUGCGGCCAGUCGCCACAAAAAAAUAAAUAAAUAGACAAAUGGAACCAGAACGGGACAGAGCACUGCGGUAAUGUUAACAUAGCCCUACUGCUCCAGCUCUGAUGGUACCCUGUAAGCCACCGUUUACAUCACAGCAGCAAUAAUGUUCUGUACUUGCAUGUGCCUACUGCAGCCAGUCACUUGCCAUGGGAAAUAUGCCAGCUUGUGAAUGACGAGGCCAAUGAUAGGCUGCAGUGGUAACAAGUCAGUACAAUGAGAAAUCAUGUGCCUGCAUCCCUACAGCAGCAAAUCAGAGUUAAAAGUUUACUAAAUGUUCUACUAAAGAUCACUGUAUAAUGUGAUAGCAUCAUAUGUCCUAGCUUUGAAAAAUUGUUUGCAAUAUUCAUUUUGGAGUGAGCAAUAAUUUGAGAUGAUAUGUAAUGAAAAUGCUGGAGCCUGGAACAUAAUACUAAUGGAAAAGAUUGGGUGCCUUUUUACAGUCUACGGCACGAUAUACCAGGCGGUUAGCAAAUAUACAAAAUGUGAAUUGUUCUUCUCACAUGUUUUCUGUAAAAAGUGAAAUUUCACAAUAGCCUAGUGAACAAAAACUGAAUCACUCCUUACUACUUUUAUAUGUAAUGUAUUUUAUGGUUGUUCUUUAUUGCUGGCCAUACUCAUCCGAUAAAGGUUGGCUGGUGAUUUAGGGUGGAUUGGCCAAUGAUGUGUGUAGGGGCCUCCUCUCUCAUGACAGCUUAUGUUAGGAAAAAUGGGAUAGGUGCCAGCAAGGUCUCUAUUCCUCUCUUCCCAUUAAAAUAAUCGUAUAUGCUGAGCCAAGCCAGGGUGCAUGCUUGUUGUGCCAUCAGGCGACAUAGCGGUUGGCCGACAACUUGUGUAUGGCCAGCUUAAUAUUGACCAUAGUACUCCAUCGCAUGUGACGGGAUGGGGUUACUAUAACCAACAAUACAAAAGAAUAAAUGGAUGUUCAUCAUCAUAAAUGAUCAAAUAAAGAUGAAAAAGAACAAGGUCCAUUUUGAUCUUCAAUAGGUGGUUUACAUCAAUGAAUUUCUGUCAAUAUGUCACAGCUAGAAUAUGUUCUAGUCUAGCAAAAUAUUCAGACAGAGAAUCUAUAUUAUUAUUUUCUUUUUUUCCCCCAGUAAAGACAUGAAAGAACUUAAAUGUUCAGUACGUUGUUUUUGUAAACCAUCCCAACUAUAUUACUUAUUCAAUUGGCUCCUUCUUUGAUUUCUCAUAUUGACCACCCACUAAAGGGAAGAUUAUUAUAAAAACUUAUGGGUAAAUUUUCCUUAAGACAUUUUAACUAUUGGGCAUAUCAUGCAGCAUGGUAGUCCACCAGGAGUUUGCAUCCCAUAUAUUUAUUAUUUAUCCAAUGCAUUUUAGAUUAAGCAACUUUAAAGGGGUACUUCGCCACAAGACAUCUUAUCCCCUAUACCAAGGAUAGAGGAUAAGAUAUCUGAUCGUGAGGGGUCUGGCCACUGCCCCCCCCCCCCCCCGAUCUUAAGGCCAGCUUGGAGCUUCUGUGUUCAUGAUGUCACGCAACGCCCACUUCAUCUACAUUCAUGUCUAUGGGAGGGGACGUGUCGGCUAGUACACAACUGUCACGCCCCCUCCCAUAGACAUGAAAGGAGGGGGCGUGAUGGCUGUGGUCACCCAUCAUCUGGCACAGAGUGGAGUUCACUCAGUACAAGGGAUGACUGUGGUGCCAAGCCGGGGGUUGCAGGGGGGGUCCCACAGGUGAUCCCCCGCGAUCAGACAUCUUAUCCCCUAUCUUUUGGAUUGGGGGAUAAGAUGUCUAGGAGGGGAGUACCCUUUUAAUCCUCUUUGGGUGUUAAUGGCUGUAAGGCCAAUUUGAAUUUACUUAAAGUUCUUAUUUGUACUUGCACAUCUAUAGGAACAAGGAUUUUACAGCAUACAAUUGGCCUUCAGCUUAAGGCCAACCAUGAAAUAUAUUACAUAUAUAAAGUAUCCGAAUUGCAGCAUUUUCCAAUAUAGUGUAAACACAUGGCAAUACUAAUACAUAUGUAGAAAUAUUCUUGAAUGCUAGUAUGUGCUUGUCAAUUUUCUACUGUACCAAUGACAUGGACAGAUAGUCAUGUCAGUAAAUAAAAGAGCGACUUUGAAUUUUGACUUUGUAACCAUUGGUCUGACAACAAAACUAAAUAAAUAUCUUCUUAACAUGUAUUGCAUGGAGUCGCUGUAGAACUAUAUGCUGCAAGUCAACGUGAAGUAAUGUCGAAUUAAAAAAGGGUUCCAAAAUCCUGUUGCUUCAUUUUUUAUAGCAUUGAUUAAAUAGAAGUCCUGAAA